GGCUAUGUCCACCCGGUGCGGCGAGGGGGGCAGCGCCAGAGGCACACAGCCGCGCGCGGGCUACAGAGCCCAGAACCAGCCCUGCAAAAUGCACUUAGGACCCCCGCGGCUGGAAGAAUGAGCUUGUCCUUCCUCCUCCUGCUCUUCCUCAGUCACCUGAUCCUCAGCGCCUGGGCUCAAGGGGAGGAGCGCCUCGCACCCAAAGGGCAACCCGGACAGGCUGCCACCGGUAGGAACCCCGGAGGAGCCAGCAGCAGCCGGAGCAGCAGUAGCACGAAGUCUUCCUCUUCUUCCUCUGUCUCCUCCUCCCCCGGCGCUCCUCUGGGCAGUCAAGGAAAUGGCUUGGAGCAGAGCAGUUUCCAGUGGACCCCCUCGGGGCGCCGGACCGGCAGCCUCUACUGCAGAGUGGGCAUCGGUUUCCAUCUGCAGAUCUACCCGGAUGGCAAAGUCAAUGGCUCCCACGAAGCCAAUAUGUUAAGUAUUUUGGAAAUAUUUGCUGUGUCUCAGGGGAUUGUAGGAAUACGAGGAGUUUUCAGCAACAAAUUUUUAGCGAUGUCAAAAAAAGGAAAACUCCAUGCAAGUGCCAAAUUUACAGAUGACUGCAAGUUCAGGGAGCGAUUUCAAGAAAACAGCUAUAAUACCUAUGCCUCAGCAAUACACCGAACUGAAAAAACGGGGCGGGAGUGGUACGUGGCCCUGAACAAGAGAGGGAAAGCUAAACGGGGCUGCAGCCCCCGUGUUAAACCUCAGCACAUCUCUACCCACUUUCUGCCAAGAUUCAAGCAAUCAGAGCAGCCAGAACUUUCUUUCACAGUUACUGUUCCUGAAAAGAAAAAGCCACCUAAUCCCAUCAAGCCAAAGGUUCCCCUCUCCGCACCUCGGAGAAGUCCCAACACAGUGAAAUACAGACUCAAGUUUCGCUUUGGAUAAUACUCAUCUUGGCCUUGUGAGAAACCAUGCCUUCCCUUCAGGAGUUUCUGUAGGUGUCUUUGUGCUCUGAAGACAACUUUUUGGACACAGCUUCAGUUACACUACACUGUACUGAAGUCAGGACAUUUGUUUCAGUUUGGCUGAAACAAAAAUGUCUCCUGAUAGGAACUAAACUGGAAUUCUUUGUACCAAUACAGGGAGCUCACUGCUUUAGUUCAGUAUGACAUAAAGCCUUUUGCUUUAUGCUUGGUGCAUACUGGGACUCUGUUUCCAGAAAGUUAAAUGGUGGGGAUUAUGUAUUUUUCUGACUUUUACAGAUCAACCUGAAAAAGCAUACGAUACAUUUUUAUUUUUGGUUUCCAAAGACUAUUUUGAUGCAGAUAAAAAUAUUUUAUUAACGUUUGUUUUUUGGGUUUUGGUUUUUUUUAAAGUACCUUGCAUUGAGCAUAUUUUCUUACUUUUGUUAUUUUUAAUUAAUAAGACAUAAAACAGCCAUUUUAAUGCAAUUUAUGAAUUAUAAAUGUGUUUAUAGCCUGUUUAUAACAUGUGGAUUUAUUUUUCAUUUUUCUUAUUCAUUGCACUUUUAAUUUUUAUUGUGAUUAUUUUUUUUUACCAUACCUCAGAUAAUGUAAGUUAGUCUUGCAUCUUAAAAUGUUUAAAUUCUCUUCAACAGCACCAAAUGUUGAGCUUGGGUUUGUAUGUGUGUGUGUGUGUGUGUGUGUGUGUGUGUGUGUGUGUGUAUAAAUUCAUGCUAUUAUAUGGAAUCCUGUCUUUUUGGUGGCUGGGCUACAAUGAAUUGGAAGUAAGGAGAAAAUAUAAGGACUUUUUUGGUGGAAUUAAAAGUUGGAGAUAAGGAAGAGGAUUAGAGGUACAAGUACACUGAGUUUGCAGCAUUUACUGAUAUCUAAUUCUGCCUUGCCUUCACUUCUCCUUUUAUCUACCCUGCCCUCAUUCUUUAACUGCUGGAGGAAUACAUUUUAUUCUGUCCAUCAAACAUACACUAUGAAACCAGAGUGCUUAAAAUACCUCUUUUAUGACCCUCUUCUAUCUCCACUGUAUAGAUCCACAGGGAGCAACCCACUUAGUGGAAACACACAGAGAACCGAAGGAGAUGAAUCAUGUAACAGUUACCCAUGUCAAGUCCCAUUGUCAAAAAUAUUCUUAUUACUCAGUUAAACACACUUUGAGUUUCCUAUCCUAAAGGUAACCAUCCCAGUGAAUAGAUCUGCCCUUUUAUAAGGAAAAUUUCUGAUGUAUGUUUUUAAAAAGUUGGCUGUGCGAUAUGGGAAACUUAAUUUGGGAAUUUGAUGAGUUGAAAACGGCACUUAAUUGUCAACCCAAAUACUGGAUGUUGGGCAUAAAUCACAGAAAAUUUAACUUAAAAGAAUUUAUAUAAUUUAUUUUCUUGGGUAAUCAUUUUUAUGGCGUUCUAUGAAACAUAAGUGUUUAUCUUCAGAAAUGUGGCAAUAAAAACGGUAAAGCUAAUGUUUAAAAGUAUGUCUCAUAGGAAGAACAAAAGCAUUCACAGAAAGUUUAUGGUUUGUAUUUAAGCAUGUUUCUUUUCUUUUAGAGAAUAUUGCUAAACUUCUUUUAAAAACAAAGUAUGUUUUAUUUUGAUGCACAAAUGCAAAAUAGAAACUCAGCAAAAUUGAACUUACUACCAUUUAAGCAGACUGCUUUGUUUUAAUGGAAACUAUACACAUAUAUUUUAUACAAUAUAUAUAAAAUCCAUCCAUCAACUAAAACAUCACACGUAUACUCUAGAAUGGUGUUUUAUUAUAAAACUAUAAUAUGAUUAAACAUUGUUUGCAUUUAAUGCAUAAUUUUUUAUUUUUAAAAUCUAUUAUUAUUAUUAUUAUUAUUAUUAUUGUCACACCACGAGGCAUGCCGGAUCCUAGUUCCCCGACCAGGGAUGGAACCCGUGCCCCCUGCAGUGGAAGCAUGGAGUCUUAACCACUGGGCCACCAGGGACAUCCCUUAAUACAUGAUUUUUUAAAAACAAAAUACAAUGCUACAAUAGUUUUAACUAAUUUAUACAUUAAAAAUCUCCUGGAUUAAAUGAAAUGAAAUUUUGCCAACACAGAUAUCUUACUCUUAUCUAAUUGGUAUAUCACAUAUAUACAUGGUAUAAAGCUAAAAAUAAUCCUCUAGUUUAUUUUAAUAUAUCGUUAAAAAUUGUACACUGUAUAUCAAGUUCUUACUACACAUGAGAAAUAAAAUUGCAGAACAGGAGAACAGUAGACAUAUGUCCCUAAAUGGGCAAGGAAAAGAUGACUUUAAUGAUGAUUAACAACAAACUAAGUUAAUGUAUAUAUUGUAUUCGACAAAUGUUGCUGGUAAUUUAUGUUAAACUAAAAAAAUUACCUUAUCUUGUACUCCUAGUUUGAUUUGAUUAGCAUUUGGAAGUUCAAGUAGAAUAGCUACCAAAUAUAUAUUAUGCAAGUCAGGAUUCAUUAAUUUCAAAAUUUAAAGCCAAGCUAAAAUUAAAAAGAAAUAACUUUAAAUUACACUUCUCUUUAGUU
Globicephala melas (long-finned pilot whale) is the source of this 3452-nucleotide messenger RNA. It is a transcript of the gene FGF5, whose product is annotated as fibroblast growth factor 5. Gene Ontology annotation, cellular component: cytoplasm. Gene Ontology annotation, biological process: positive regulation of cell population proliferation; regulation of cell migration; animal organ morphogenesis. Gene Ontology annotation, molecular function: growth factor activity; fibroblast growth factor receptor binding. The record is from RefSeq and is a predicted model, not a curated record. NCBI's taxonomy places the organism in Eukaryota, Metazoa, Chordata, Mammalia, Artiodactyla, Delphinidae.